ACAUCCAUUUUCCGCCCUUUCAUAAUUUUACAUGCACAAGAAAGUUCUUCCUCGAGUUUCUCUCUCACCAAUCACUACUCAACUUGGUCACACAAGACAAUGGAGUUCCAAAUUUCAGACAACAAUGAGCUAAACCAACACCCAAUCUCAGACUUGGAAACAGAACUAGAAAGGAGCCUCGAUGGGCAAGUUCAAGACCCCCAUGAGCCCCAAGUUUUCCCUGAAGACUAUGACAGCACCUGCUCCACACCUUAUGUCAGCGCUCCUUCAAGCCCUGGCAGAGCGCCUGGACCCGGACCAGGAUCCAUCAAUGGUGGGUUCUUUUACAGUGCACCGGCUAGCCCUAUGCACUUUGCAAUGACCUCGGUGGCUUCCAUGGUGUCAUCGACCCAACCAUCUUCUCCUGAUAACUCAGUGCCUCUUGGUUUUGAGUUUGAGUUCUCUGCGAGAUUUGGGUCUUCAGGGUCAGGUCAAACGGGGUCCAUGAGCUCGGCGGAUGAACUUUUCUUGAAUGGACAGAUCAGGCCUAUGAAGCUGUCCACCCAUUUGGAAAGGCCUCAGGUUUUGGCUCCUUUGCUGGAUCUUGAACAUGAGGAUGAAGAGAAUGAAGAUAAUGUUGAUGGCAAAGUAAGAGGCAGAGAUCUGAGGCUGAGGGAUAAGUCUUUACGUAGGAGAACAAGAUCCAUGUCCCCUUUAAGAAAUGCUAGUUUUGCUCUCAACAUUGAUGACCAAAGCCUGUGCUUGGAUAAAGAUUUAGGCAAGAAAGCUGACGGCAAGAACGAUGAGGAGAUGUAUAAUGAAACGAGUGCUUCGAUGUCCGCUUCUUCUUCCAGGUCAUCUUCAGCUGGAAGAAGCUCAAAGAGAUGGGUUUUCCUGAAAGAUUUUCUGAGGAGCAAAAGUGAAGGGAGAAGCAACAAUAAGUUCUGGUCAACUAUUUCAUUCUCUCCAGCAAAAGAAAAGAAGCCUGGGAGCACAAGCAGCAGUGUGGUUCUGGAGUCUAAAGAGAAGCUAAGCAAUGCGUCAAGUGGGGGAUCAGAGAAUCAAAGAAGCCAUAAGAAUAAGCCUGUCAAUGGGAUAGGGAAGAGGAGGGUUCCACCAUCACCACAUGAGUUGCAUUACACAGCAAACAGAGCACAAGCUGAAGAAAUGAGGAAGAAGACCUUUUUGCCUUACAGACAAGGCCUGCUUGGGUGCUUGGGUUUUAGUUCAAAAGGUUAUGGUGCCAUGAAUGGCUUAGCUAGAGCUUUGAAUCCUGUUUCCUCCAGGUAAAUCCAGCUAAUUAGGGGUACGAAAGAAAUUGUAUAGAAUUUUUUUUUACCUUAGCUUUUCCAAUUAAGAAUUUUUAUGAAUCAUAAAUGUAUUUUACAGUUAGAUCUUCUCUUUUGUUUUAAAAAGAGAACAUGUUGAAAUUAUGAGGGCUAAUUAGUCUAGACCCAGUUCCCUUGUAUAACAUGUAAAACAAUAUAUAUCCAAUAUAUCCAUGUGUUCUGCA
Theobroma umbraticum is the source of this 1492-nucleotide messenger RNA. RefSeq names its product stress response NST1-like protein (DUF1645). NCBI's taxonomy places the organism in Eukaryota, Viridiplantae, Streptophyta, Magnoliopsida, Malvales, Malvaceae. The record is from RefSeq and is a predicted model, not a curated record.